UCUGAAUGUAAUAAUUGAAAUUACUAGCGUGCUCUGCACGUGGGUAAAAUUCAUACUAAGAAGAAAGAGAAACCCUAAUCGGUUCGCCUUCGAUUGCUGUGACUGGUUCUCCUGCCUUCUUUUUCGUCUGAUCAAACUAGAUUUUCUACAGGUGCAGCUUUGUAGGAGUGCUAGAUUUAUCUUCUUUUCCUUCGUCUAUGGGGACCCCAGAAACCUCUCGAGAGCCAUGUCCUGAUCGUAUUCUUGACGAUGUUGGCGGUGCAUUUGGAAUGGGUGCAGUUGGAGGUGCAGCAUUCCAUUUCAUAAAAGGCAUAUAUAACUCUCCUUCCGGUUCACGUUUAGUUGGAGGCUCUCAAGCUGUACGCAUGAAUGCACCUCGUGUUGGUGGUAGUUUUGCUGUGUGGGGUGGCCUCUUCUCCACUUUUGACUGCACAAUGGUCUAUGUUCGACAGAAAGAGGAUCCGUGGAACUCAAUCAUAGCUGGUGCUGCCACUGGAGGAUUCCUUUCAAUGCGUCAGGGAUUUGGUGCUGCUUCCAGAUCAGCAGUUUUUGGUGGGGUUUUACUUGCUUUGAUUGAAGGAGCUGGGAUCAUGUUAAAUAAGGUUCUGAGUGCACCUCAGAAUAUCCCCGUCAUGGAAGAAUCAGUACCAAACAUGGCUGGUGUACCUGGAUAUCCAGUGGGGCAAUUGCCAGGUCAAGCCCCGUCAAUGGUUGAGAGUCCAUCGUCAUCUUCGUCUUCAUCUUCUUCUUGGUUUGGAGGUUAUUUUGGUGGUAAAAAGGAGGAAUCAGAGAAAAGUAGUGGAAGUAAGACAGAGGUCUUGGAGAGUUUUGAUGCUCCUCCGGUGCCAUCGUUUGAGUACAAGUGAAAUGAACAGCUAAGUUUUCUUGUUUCUAUAACAAUGCUUUUUAAUCAGCAUUUCAGCAGUUCCAAUGUGUUUUUCAUGGGCGUAUUGUCAUCAUCCAUGUACACCAUGCGAUUAUUAUUAUCUUGAGUUAAAUUUGUUGUGUACUCAUUUCCCUGCUCAAUAUAGUUUAUUUCAUACUCCUUUUUGGUCAAGAAAACUGAAAACCAAUCUAAUAUGAAGUUCUGUAAUUUCAGUUUUAUGCUAAUGUAAUUUUCUUCAUUUGUAUUGAUGUAUGUUUGGAGCAGUCUUAUGAGAUGCAGUUCACAAACGGAUUUUAAGCUGAGCCAAGGCCUGCUCUCCGUGUAACUCGAUUCUUUUCAU
Pistacia vera is the source of this 1226-nucleotide messenger RNA. Its product is annotated as mitochondrial import inner membrane translocase subunit TIM17-2-like. Lineage: Eukaryota; Viridiplantae; Streptophyta; Magnoliopsida; Sapindales; Anacardiaceae. Gene Ontology annotation, molecular function: transmembrane protein transporter activity. The record is from RefSeq and is a predicted model, not a curated record. Gene Ontology annotation, cellular component: TIM23 mitochondrial import inner membrane translocase complex; mitochondrial inner membrane. The transcript has 2 exons. Bases 198 to 866 code for a protein of 222 amino acids. Gene Ontology annotation, biological process: protein import into mitochondrial matrix.